AUGGCUGAAAAUUCAAGUGCUUCCAUCUGUACCGAUGAAUGGGGUAGCGAUAGCGAUGAUGGCGACAAGUUUGAGUGGGAAAGCGAUGGUGAGGCUGAGCCCUUGUCAGCUUCAGUGUUGAGUAACCUCGGUGCUUCUGGCCCAUCCACACUGGGUGCUACUGGGUGGGUCCACGGGGAGGCGCCAUCUUCUACUUUAGUCGAGGAUUAUGUGGGAAAGGGUUUCCCAAAGGAGAUGGUCUUGAAGGGCAUCAAGGCAAUUGGAAACAAUGAUGUGAAUGCGUUGCAUGAGCUACUUCUCACAUACAAGGCACUAUAUGAUUCUCCUUUGGUGAGGAAUUGCUCGACUUCUGGCUGCACCCCCUACAACGUUGAAGAUGACGAUGAUCUUUGUUUUGGAAAUUGGGAUGACGACGAUGAUGACCCUGAUGGUUCUAUUGCUUUGGAUUUCCAACGUGAGAUGUUAGAGAAGGACAAGAAGAUUAAGUCCUUAGUGGACGUGGGCAUUCCUGAAGAUGAAGCCAAUAUGAUUAUUACCAAAUGUGGUGUGGGUGCCUCCUUUUUUGUAUUAGUUGAUUCCAAGAACUUCCCUAACCAUGAGGUUACAAAUAUGUCUUUCAAGUCCUUAGGAGGGAGAAAGAAAGCAAGAUUGAGAGAGGAGAGCAAGAAAAAAAGGAAGCGUUAUGGAGGUGGAGAACAAGGAAAUCAACGCCCGGUGCAUGUUAGCCAUGAUGAGAGAAUGGUUUUUCCAAAUCCAAUGGUUGGCUUUAACUUGCCUAAUGACAUGGUACGGUCAUUUAAUAGGAGACUCCCUGAACAAGCUAUUGGACCACCUUUCUUCUACUAUGAGAAUGUGGCCCUAGCCCCUAAAGGCGCUUGGGAAAAAAUUUCGAAAACCUUAUAUGGUCUUGAGCCAGAGUUUGUGGAUUCCAAGUACUUUUGUGCUGCUGCGAGGAAAAGAGGUUACAUCCAUAAUCUCCCUAUUGAGAAUAGGGCGCCUCUCCUUAUGGAACCUCCAAUGACUAUAUUUGAGGCCUUCUCUCAUUUUAAUGAGUGGUGGCCUUCGUGGGACUCGAGAAGGAAACUCAACUGCUUGACAACAUGUGUUCCAAGCGCUAAGCUAACCGAACGGAUUGAAUAUGCUCUUGCACGUGCAGACAAACCACCAUCUUUAAAGGUCCAGAAGUACGUUAUGGAUGAGUGCAAGAGGUUCAAUCUUGUGUGGGUUGGCAAAAACAAGGUUGCUCCUUUGGAGGCUAAUGAGAUGGAAAAACUACUUGGUUUCCCAAAGGACCACACGAGGGGAGUCGGCAUAACGGAGAGGUACAAAUCUCUCGGCAACUCAUUCCAAGUUGAUACAGUUGCUUACCACUUGUCAGUGUUGAGGGACAUGUUUCCUAACGGUAUGAGCGUACUAUCCUUAUUCACCGGUAUUGGAGGAGCAGAGGUAGCUCUACAUAGGCUUGGAAUUCACAUGAGGACCGUGGUUUCUGUAGAGAUAUCCGAGGUGAACAGGAUGAUCUUUAGAAGUUGGUGGAAUCAGACUCAGACAGGCAGGCUGAUUGAGAUUCUAGACGUGGAGACUCUCACCAAUGAUAUAGUCGAGUCACUGACUAGAAAAAUUGGCGGCUUUGACCUAGUGAUUGGGGGCAGCCCAUGCAACAAUCUUGCUGGUAAAAACCGGUUCCAUCGUCAUGGUUUAGAGGGUGAGCAUUCUGUUUUGUUCUACCACUACUUCAGAAUCUUGGAUGUUGUGAAGUCAGUCAUGGCGGGGAUUUAGUAUCAUCA
Lolium rigidum is the source of this 1787-nucleotide messenger RNA. Its product is annotated as DNA (cytosine-5)-methyltransferase DRM2-like. Gene Ontology annotation, cellular component: nucleus. The transcript has 8 exons. Lineage: Eukaryota; Viridiplantae; Streptophyta; Magnoliopsida; Poales; Poaceae. The record is from RefSeq and is a predicted model, not a curated record. Bases 1 to 1779 code for a protein of 592 amino acids. Gene Ontology annotation, molecular function: DNA (cytosine-5-)-methyltransferase activity.